Molecule: messenger RNA, 2782 nt
Organism: Pomacea canaliculata
Lineage: Eukaryota; Metazoa; Mollusca; Gastropoda; Architaenioglossa; Ampullariidae
Exons: 15
Coding region: 92-1804 (570 amino acids)
Molecular function (GO): DNA binding
Source: RefSeq, a predicted model, not a curated record
GCUGAAUCUUUUGCAGAGAGCUGAACUGUACAAAUUUUCUCUGACUUUCUAGAAAAACAGCUCUGGAGAUAAAUCUCUUUACUUGGCAAGCAUGGCAUCAACCUCAGUACUCAGACUCAGAGAGGAAGACGAUGAAGACAACUAUACCACGAAACUCUACAACUUUGUAACUUUGCCUCUGAGGGACAGGAGUGUGCAAGAUGUUCCAGGGGUUGGUCCCGACACAGCAAAGCGCUUAAAAAAUCAAGAUUUCACGGAAAGAAUAUUGGAGCAUGUUCUUCUUGCAUGUUACAUCGGUUUUGAAAAGAAUGAGAAAAAAUUCAAGAAGCACCUCUUAAAGGAUCUGGGUGUCGAAGAAGUACAUUUUGAUGUCAUCUUCACUAUUGUGAGAAGAUGUAACGACAGUGGUCUAAGGCAGGAGACAGACGACGACAGCAGCAUAAAAGCCAUUUCCCCAGAAGCAGCUGAUGCUGUAAAGAAAAGUCUUGAGAAAAAGAAAACUCUUCCGGCGUAUGUUCUCUUUGGUCGCUACUUAGCGUUUGACAAGGAUGCUUAUAACUUCAAGGGAUGGCUGAAGUGUCUUGGUGUCCGACCAAGUUAUCGGCGUCGCAUCGUGAGCGCUCUGAAAGAGUGGCAUAUGGUUGCUACAGUCGUUCCUCCUGGCUCCUCUGAAACCUUACUACAAUACGUGCAGGGAUGUUUCUUCGUUGCACGUUUCAUCUCUGUUGAGAGAAAUCUCGAUAUCUUCAGAAAGUACCUUGGGAAUCAAGGUUAUGAAGAAAGCCAUCAAAAAAACGUCAUCAAUGCUAUGAAAGACUUCUGUUUCAACAAACAUAAGACCUUUGAUGAGACAUCCAUUCAAGACAAGAAUGUCAGAUGUAUACCCGGCAUUGAUGAUAUUACAGCUGAACUUCUAAGAAAAAACUUCAAGGAAGGAGAUUUACCGGCAUAUGUUCUUCUUGGAUGCUACAUUGCUUUUGAGAGAGACGAUGACAAGUUCAGAAGGUAUCUACAAGAUGUCGGGAUCCAAAGUGAAACUGUCGAUAUUGUAAUCACUGCUCUGAAAGGCUGGGAUUUUGCGACUGAUCCUGUAAAGUAUACUCUCGCUCGACAAAUUGAAGGUUUCACGGCUCGCAGAUUAAAGGAGAAAAUAACGAAAAUAAUUUUACCGGCGCAUGUUCUUCUGGGAUUGUACGCUGAUUUUAAAAAAGAAGACCAGAAAGUCAGAGAGUACCUUCAGAAACUUGCCUUUGGCAGCAAUAUUGUAGAUGCUGUCAUCAAUGCUCUGAAAGACUGGGACCCUACAACAGAUCCUGUGAAGUACAGAGUUGUCACAGAUAUUUCGGGCAUUGACGAUGCUACAGCUUCACUCUUGUUUGAUAAGAUUACGAAGAAAAAACUAGUAGAAUAUUUUCGCCUGGGAUGCUCCGCUGCUUUUAAGGACAAUAAUGCGAAAUUCAGAGAGUACCUAAAGACCCUCGGAGUGCAUGGUGACAAAGUGGACGCCUUUUCAUUAGGAGACUUUGCAACAGAGUAUGUGAAGGGUGGAGUCUCAAAAAGCAACACGGCCAAAGCCAAUCUUGCAGCUCAAAGGAUCUGGGAUGAAAUACCAAAAAUAAAUAUACCGGCGUAUGCUCUACUUGGACGUUACGUUGUUUGGGGGAGCUUCAAGCAAUGGCUGACUAAGCUUAAAUGUCAGCGCUCGUCUGUAAAUGAAAUUUUCAAUGCCUUGACAGGAUGGUGUGAUCACCACUCACUUUUGCUGAUCAGUGAUGCACAGGAAGAUGAACCUAUGGCACAUUAGGUAGCUGACAAUAGGAGGAGCACAUAUCCGAGUGGUUCGAGCGCUGGUGUCCGAACUUACAGGCAUGGCGGUUCGAUACCAGCUCGCUUCCCUACUCCUCCUGUAGCUAAUGCUGCAUUUAAAAUACCCAGUGACAAAGUACAAGAAGACAAAGUGUGAAGAAACAUCACAUUUGCACCACUUUUGUCUGCAAGCUACUUUUGUAAUGGCUGCCAUUUUACAAGUAGAGACAAUAUUUUCCAAUGUCAAGAAAUCUUUAUUACAAUAUCGUUUUAUUUGUGUUAAGUAGAAUUUAGUCCUCAAAUAUGAGGAUCAUCUUUGCAAGGUAUUAUCAGCGCAUUGAUAAGUAGUGUCUUCAACGAGGAAAUUUAUUUCCGUUAUGAGAAUCUCAAGCACCCUAGCUCAAGGCAAAAUAGAAUGAAGCUUUGUAUGUAGAUAAGAAAUGCUGCGAUAAGUUCAAACCUAUCUUGGAGGACAACAGCAUGACAUCCGCACUCGCACCUUAAUCAGCUUAUGUUUUGCCAAGCAGUUUCGAAUUAUUUACCACCCUUAUAUUGUUGUUAUUGCACAUGCUUCAAGCGAUUUGUAUCUCAGCUUUCCUAUUAUACCCUUCAUUGCAUUAUUACUUAAAAAUCACUCGUAUAAAGCUUAACCAUUCUGAAGGAUUUGCUUACAUUUUAAAAAUUUUAACAAUUUGAUUAUUUGUAAAAUAAUUAUUUCAUAGCAUAAAUUGUCGUUUUGUUGAAAUCGUUUUUGUCAAAGAAAUGAAUCGUAGAAAGUUAUCGCAGAGCUUUUAUUUACAUUGUAACCCUGUCAUAAGUGUGUGCAUAUAUCCUGGUUUUCUUAUAUUAAUCGCAUUAUUAUUUUGCAUGUUUGAAUUAGACUGAUGCCUCUAUUGUGUUUGUAACUAUUAACCUUUAGAAACAUAGACAAUACACCCUUGUAUUUUGAAAUAUUUGAGUAAACUAAAGAAAUACA